GCCAAAGCCACACAUUCAGCGGCUCAUUUUAGCAGAAUAUUUGCCUUCAAAGGAACUCUUCAGAGGAGCAUCUUUUCUUCUUUAAAGUUGGUAGAGACCUAGAAUGAAAUGUUAAAACUGCAAUUAUUGGGUAAUAUUGGGAAAGGGCUCGUUACAACCAAGUCUCUGUUCAAUAAUCGAAACCCUAGACCUAAGCUUCAUACCUGCAGCAGAAUUAUCAGAUCAUCUUCAUCAUCGUCGUCAUCAAGUUCUGUGAAGCUCCCAAAGGCAAUGGCAUCUGAUGAGGAGAAUUAUAUGUUUGGUCCAUACAAGAUACAUCUGAAUGAAGUGUUCUAUUCUACAAAGCUCUCUUUUGCUAUGGUUAAUCUCAGACCUCUUCUUCCUGGUCAUGUGCUUGUCUGUCCAAGACGUGAAGUGAAGCGCUUUGUUGACCUCACUUCUGAUGAGACUAGUGACUUGUGGCUCACAGCACAAAAAAUAGGUGGUACACUAGAACAUCAUCACAAAGCAUCUUCGCUUACUUUCACGAUCCAGGAUGGACCUCAUGCAGGACAGACAGUACCUCAUGUACACAUUCAUAUUCUCCCAAGAGCGGCGGGUGACUUUGAGAAGAAUGAUGAGAUUUAUGACGCUUUAGACGAGAAAGAGAAGGAAUUGAAACAGAAGCUUGACUUGGAUAAGGAAAGGAAAGAUAGGAGCUAUGAGGAAAUGGCUCAAGAGGCUGCUGAAUAUCGAAAACUUUUCUCCUAGGGACAUUAACUAUAACAUGUGGUGCAACAUAAUUCUUAUAUUAAUUUGGCAACAAUUUUCUGGAUGUGAUUAAAGUCUAAAAGUACGACUCAUUUUGGAAGUAAGUUCCAGUGCAACAUUGUUUUGAACUGGUAAUGAACUCAUCAUUUACAACCUCAAACUGCUCAAUAUAAAUGGCUUUAUUUUGUAUUAGUUUAUCAGGA
Messenger RNA from Papaver somniferum (opium poppy), 953 nucleotides. RefSeq names its product bifunctional bis(5'-adenosyl)-triphosphatase/adenylylsulfatase FHIT-like. Gene Ontology annotation, molecular function: catalytic activity. Lineage: Eukaryota; Viridiplantae; Streptophyta; Magnoliopsida; Ranunculales; Papaveraceae. The transcript has 5 exons. The record is from RefSeq and is a predicted model, not a curated record. The coding region runs from base 109 to 750 and encodes 213 amino acids.